Molecule: messenger RNA, 594 nt
Organism: Caenorhabditis briggsae
Lineage: Eukaryota; Metazoa; Nematoda; Chromadorea; Rhabditida; Rhabditidae
Exons: 5
Coding region: 1-594 (197 amino acids)
Molecular function (GO): G protein-coupled peptide receptor activity
Source: RefSeq, a predicted model, not a curated record
AUGAAAGGCAAAUCUGCAAUCCUUGUUGUUUUAUCUUUCUCAAUCGUUUCCGGAGCAUGGGGAAUGUAUUAUUUCGUAUCGAGUAAAAUUGAAACUGUUCCUGAAUGCAACCCAAUUGAACCAGGAUACCGCACCACUUACGAUCCCUACCGGUUUGUAACUGGAGAACAAUGGGAGAGAACAUUCCGUUAUGUGAAUGGAUACAUUUCUGUUAGCGUUAGCUUCAUUUAUAUUUUCGCUACCGCUGCACUUGUUAUAGCAUUACCCAAUAACACAUCUGGAUUGAUUGUUAUGAUGGCUGUCUCCCUGUUCCUAUCUGAAGCAACAUAUGUGCCUUGUUCAUUUUCAUUUAUUAUUACAAUGAUUUCCAGGAUCAAUUUUCUUGCACUUAUUUUCUCCAUGAUAAAUUCUACAACUCAUUGUAUUAUUUGCGUUUUCAUGUCUUCACAGUACAGAGACACUAUCAAAAGAAUUGUCGGAUGGAAAGAGAAACAGAAGAUGGACAAUGUUAAGAAUCUGAUUGUUGUCGAAUCAUCAGCACAUCCCUCGACUGCACAUACCUCGAAAACGUCAAACGAUUCGAAGACAUUUUGA